UUACACCGCCCGGGCAACCCUUCGGUCUCGUGUUCCAUCUCGCUCUUGCUUCCUGUACCGUAGUCAAGUGGAGCCACUUUGCAUCAUGUCCCGGUAUAGCUACCAAAGUCUCCUGGACUGGCUCUAUGGGGGUGUCGACCCCAGUUUUGCAGGCAAUGGGGGCCCCGACUGUGCUGCCUUCCUGUCUUGGCAGCAGCGGCUGCUGGAAAGUGUGGUGGUCCUGACCCUGGCCCUGUUGGAGAUCCUGGUGGCCCUUCGGCACAUCCUGAGGCAGACGGAGGACGGUAGGGGUGGCCGUGGCAGCCAGCCACAGCAGGACCAGCGGCCAGAUGAAGGCAAGGAGAGCCUGUGAGCAAGAAUCUGCUCUUAGUUAGCCCUGUGCCUGAUCUUCGGGGUGGAGGUGGGCUUUAAGUUCGCCACCAAGACCGUCAUCUACCUGCUCAACCCUUGUCACCUGGUCACCAUGAUGCAUAUCUUCCUCCUGGCCUGCCCUCCAUGUCCGGGAGCUAUCGUCGUCUUCAAGUUACAGAUGCACAUGCUGAAUGGAGCUCUUCUGGCAUUGCUGUUUCCUGUGGUAAAUACGCGGCUGCUCCCAUUUGAACUGGAGAUUUACUACAUUCAGCAUGUUAUGCUCUACGUGGUCCCCAUCUACCUGAUUUGGAAAGGAGGUGCUUACACCCCAGAGCCCCUCAGCAGUUUCCGGUGGGCUCUUCUCUCCACGGGCCUCAUGUUCUUUUACCACUUCAGCAUCCUGCAGAUCCUCGGCCUGGUCACCGAAGUGAAUUUGAACAACAUGCUGUGUCCGGCCAUCUCAGACCCAUUCUACGGCCCCUGGUAUCGCAUCUGGGCCUCGGGACACCAGACUCUCAUGACCAUGACCCACGGGAAGCUGGUCAUCCUGUUCUCAUACAUGGCUGGGCCCUUGUGUAAAUAUCUGCUGGAUUUGCUCCGGCUUCCAGCCAAGAAAAUAGACUGAAGGUGCUUGGGGUUUUGUUUUGUUUUAUUUUGUUUGUUUUUUGUUUUUGUUUUUUUGUUUUGUUUUGUUUUGUUUCUCCCCAAGGAAUCAAGUCCUGACUUGACUCAGAGAACAUCCAGUUCUUGACAGACUCAUUGGCGAGGGCGAUAGGAUGCUUGGUGAAUUUCUUUUUUUCCUCCUCUCUGUCCCUUUCUUCCACGACUCUUUCCUCCUCAGCUCCUCCCCACGAAUGGCUCUUUGUGCCUGGGAUAGUGCUGGGGGCUGGAACUUCCUUCCUUUCAUCCCCUGGCCUCUGGGUCCCUACUGUGUGCCCUGGUCCUUGUGCUUGGCCUUACCCAGGGAAAUGGUAGUCAGUGCCCUUCACACUGUUUGUCGGUGCUUUUAACAACAGCUAGUUGAAAAAGCGGGGAGCAGCAAGCGGUAGUUCCCCCAGCACCCCAGCGAUGAAACAGUGUUCGGUUCACUUCUCCACUGCCAGGGACCUCCAGGCUCAUGCUGGGGUCCCCUUUUACCUCCAGCAUAGCCCCGACCAGAAGGGGACCAAGGCCUUGUUUCUAUACCAGCUGCAAGCCCAGAGCCGAGGGACUUCCCAGAUCACAGCCAAAAUAGAUUCUUCCAGUGACGGGUGUCCCGUGAUGUAAAGCAGGGAGCCGCCCAGCCACUCCUUCUAGGGUGCUGCCUGGGGUGGAAGGUGACAGCAGUGUGCAGGCCGAGGACAAGAUUCCACAGAGGGCUGCCGGAGGUCUGUCGCCACAGCGAGUCUGAAGUCAAGAGGGUGAAGGUGUACAUAGUACCAGGCAGGAUACUCCCCGGCUCCCGUCCCCCCAAAAAACCUUCCCUGUGAAAUCUGAGAGCCGAUCCACACUCCAAUACAAAGUGAGCAUAGAAAUUAAGAAGCCAGCUAAGUCGAGAGGCAACUUGAGAAAGCUGUGAUCUGAAGCCUAGUCUGUGUCAUGUGGCUAAUUAGGCAACACUCUAGUCUCAGCUGCCCCCAACCAUCCUCAUCGUCUCUGUACGUGUCUCUCUGUUUCUCUUUGUCUGAGGCCGCUUCAUGGAAGAGGGAGCUGGGGGCGGGGCUUGGGUGCUGUUUGGCUGUUUUGUAUUUUGGAUGUUUGAAAUGUGGGAACCCUUGCAUUUCGGGAAGGUACUCUAGAGCCAUUCCUGGUACUUCGAGGACAUGUCCACAGCUCCCCAAUGCAGUUUCUUUACGGCUUGAUUUCUUUCAUGUAGCUAGACUCUGCUUAAGUGUUCAGUGUGGGGAAACAUCCUGGUUUGGCAGCUUGACGGCGUCCAGAGCUCAUGUGUAGGUUGAAAGGGAACCAAUGGAUCAGGUCCCCAUUGGUUGCGGUUCAAGUGUUCUGAAGGAAGGAACUUCGGUCGAAAGAAAGGUAUUUAGUCAUGUAUGGACCACAAAGGACACCAGUGUCUGGACAUUGCUGACUCCUUGUCAGCUUCUAGUAGGAGGAGAUUUGCUUAAGAAUAGAGAAAGAAGUUUGUGUCAUAACCACCCUAUGUCCCUGUUCUGGUUGCAGUAUUCAAUGUGAGUUAGGUGUUAGGCCUAACUUUUUUUUGUGGGUGUUAGGCCUAACCUGAGCUUCAGUGACUCAGUGGUCAUGAAACGGACUUGCCGAGGAAGCAGCGGUAGGAAAGUCUCCCAGAGCCAAUGGAAACUAAGGGAAGCAUCUCUGGGAGGGAUUGCUUGAACAUGAGUUGAUUGGCUCUGAGGUACGGAGAACCAGAAAAGGAGAACUCCUAGUGCGCUUGCUUCUCUUGAGCUCCUGCCAUGCCUCGUCCUCCUCUCGCCCUCUUGCUGGUCUCUAGAAGUGCUUCUUCUGUUGCUGUUUUCCCCAUCCCCUCAGAGAAGUCUUGGGUGAAUAGAAUGUGUGAAUAGAAUGGGCCUCUCUAUAGAAGAGCAUGGAAAGAAGUCAUAAAUGAAGCUCAAUUAAUAAAAACCCAGAGACAGAAACUGGGGUUCAGCCUGAGGAUCAGAAAAGCAAAGCAGCCAACCACUGGCUCUUACCUCAGUCCAGGAUCUCAGAAUGAGACUGUAUCUGAUAGCUGCUUCCUCCUGUCUUUGUAUUCCUCUCUGGUACUGGGAUUAAAGGUGUGGGUUACCACUGCCUGGUCUGUAAGGCUGAGCAGUGGGGCUCUUUUACUCUCUGAUCUUCAGGGAAGCUUUAUUUAUUGAAAUACAAAUGAAAUGUCACUACACAUGAGGCCUACCAUGGCCCUUGCCACAACAUAUAACUGCUGCCUGCGGUGAUGUAGGGCCUCAGCUGAGGGAGCCAACUCCAGAACGCCACAGAGGUGGGAGUUCCGUACAUGCUUCUUCCCCGUCUGAGGCACCGUGGCCCAGAUUGCCAGGCAUCUUGGGCUUUCCCUGCAUUGGCAUGCCUCCAGUAGCUUGCCUCUGCUUUGGCAGCAGCUCAACAAACCCAUUUCUGGUAGGCAUUUUCUGGCGCUCAGGGAGAGAAGAAAUUCAAAGCCAUGCUGCCUGGCUUGGCCAGGCCAGAGUCAGACACACCUGUCAAGAAAGAGGAAGUAAAGCGGAGAUGCUGGACCCUAGGUUGGCUCAUAGGUAAAAAAAAUUAAAAGAAACAGUGUGUGGCUCUUUCAACAGAUUCCACAGGGAGUAUUGGGUUAGGUUUGAAAUGUUGGGGUACAGGGGACCCUCUUCAUUGCUUCUCACUCUUACUUUGGUCCAGACCUACAUGAAAAGAGGUAACCUACCGAGGCUCUACUCUGUGUUGUGGAAGUUGCCCCCAGGUAUGUCCAACAGCCUUCCUGACAGUAGAGACUGUUACCAAAGACAAAGGAGAAGACAGUUGGGACUGACUCUACAGCGCCUCCUCAAGCCUUUCUUGUCCCUGUGAAGGCUGUUCCCUAGUUACCUUGGCCAGAGUUCUGUAUAUUGCCUACCAUACAGUAGCUCCUUGCCUGUGUGAGAGUUCUCAUAGAGGUGGCCCGAUUCUUUGAGAUCGUCCUAGCAAGAGGGCCUAGUGCACCCUCAAGCCCUCAGCAUCCAUGGUCAAGGGGCUGUGCCACCAAGAACAAUUGGCUAAGCCAGAAAAUUUGUGGCAGCCACUCUGAGUAAGAGAGGAUGUCUUUCCCACUUAAAGCUUCUUCCCGCCCCCAGUAUUUAGUUUUACAUAUCUAAGACUUGGCUCAACAUCCUCCCAGAAGCCUAGCAGCAAGCACUUCUGACCUCCUGUGGUACACUGUGGGGAUCAGGAGCCACCACCUCCACCUCUCCAAGUCUGUCUUCUGUCUUCCUGUGG
Messenger RNA from Arvicola amphibius (Eurasian water vole), 4254 nucleotides. RefSeq names its product transmembrane protein 164 (gene Tmem164). The record is from RefSeq and is a predicted model, not a curated record. Lineage: Eukaryota; Metazoa; Chordata; Mammalia; Rodentia; Cricetidae.